Molecule: messenger RNA, 1895 nt
Organism: Pleuronectes platessa (European plaice)
Lineage: Eukaryota; Metazoa; Chordata; Actinopteri; Pleuronectiformes; Pleuronectidae
Gene: fads6
Product: fatty acid desaturase 6
Exons: 6
Coding region: 151-1329 (392 amino acids)
Biological process (GO): lipid metabolic process
Cellular component (GO): membrane
Molecular function (GO): oxidoreductase activity, acting on paired donors, with oxidation of a pair of donors resulting in the reduction of molecular oxygen to two molecules of water
Source: RefSeq, a predicted model, not a curated record
AGGAGGAGGAGGAGGAAGGAGGAAGGAGGAUCCACGAGGGCCCUUGAAGCCACUGGAAGGGGGCUGGGCCUCCCUGACAAUGCUCCGAGCCAAUAAGCACUUUCGCAAUCCCAACUUCGUCCUGUGGACUUUCCACUCAGGGUGCAGCACAUGACACAGACCUGCUGGUGCCUGAGAGAGGACGGAGCAGAAGGGGCUGACAUGCAGGAGGUACCGGAGGAGUGGAGGGAAGGAGGGGACGAGAGGAUGAUGAGGGAGCCGGUGAUGAAGAGGAGAGCCGGUCCGGAGAGCAGCGAGGGGAUGAAGGAGGGAGAGGAGGGGAGGAAGAGUGCAGGUGGAGAAGAGACUCCGAUGAUGGAGCUGUCGAGGAUGGUGCAGAAGAUGGUGAAGGAGAGCAGCUGGUGGGAGAGGAGGGGGGUGGACUGCUGCGUCCUGGCAGCCGCGCUCCUCUGUCUGCCGCCCGCCUUCCUGCUGCUGUCCUCCUCUCAGAUGCCCUGGUUCCUGGCGGGGGGGCUGCUGAUGGGCGUCGCUCACGCCGUCCUCGCCAUCAAGGGGACGCACCUGGCGAGCCACGGGUCGCUGAGCGAGUCGCCGGCCGCGGCCAGGUUCUGGGCCGUGUUCUUCAUCGAGAUCUGUGGCUCCUUCUCGGCUCAGGCCGGCGUGCAGGGACACAUCAAGAUGCAUCACGCUCACACUAACGUCAUCGGCCUCGGGGACUCCAGCGUCUGGAAGGUUCCCUUCCUGUCCCGCUCCGUCUACCUGUUCGUGGCGCCGCUGUUCUUCCCCAUCAUCACGCCACUGGUUGCACUGGCUCACCUCAAAGGUCAGUCGUUGGUGCUGAUCGUCAGAACCAUUCUGAUGAUCUCACUGGGCCUGUAUUCCCAGUACUGGCUGCUGAUCCACGUGUCCGGGUUCCAGUCGGCUCUCGGCGCCCUGCUGUGCAUGCUGGUCUGCAGAGCCAUGUUCUCUGUGCCGUACAUACACGUCAACAUCUUCCAGCACAUCGGCCUCUCCAUGUUCUCCCCGACCCAUCGACCCAAGAGGAUCUACCAGAUGACCCACGGCGUCUUGAACCUGCCUCGUAACCCGGUGCUGGACUGGAUCUUUGGACACUCUCUUAUCAACUGCCACGUGGAGCACCACCUCUUCCCCUUCCUGUCCGACAACAUGUGUCUGAAGGUCAAACCCGUCGUGUCCAAGUACCUGAGUGAGAAGCAGCUUCCCUACAAGCAGGACACUUACUUCUCCCGCCUCAGCAUCUUCUUCCACAGGUACCAGGAGCUGAUGGUGUUCGCCCCCCCCAUCACAGAGCUGGUGGGGGUGCAGUGACGGAGACAAACUGUUUCAGACUCUUUCAAACUGCUGCUGCUCAAAUAGCACAAGCUUCAGGUUUAAGCACAUCUCUGCUGACGUGAGUUUGAAUCCACGAAGCCGACUCGUUAGAUUCACGUGGUUUGUUUUGCUGUUUGGUUUCAAACUAACACGAUUUAUCUUCAGUGAUUUGAUCGACUGUCAAUCAGGAGCUGGAUGAGUCAGACCACAGCUCACUGACCUGGGGUCUGUCUCAUGAAGCAAGUUCAACUUCUUCAGCCUGAGUUUCCUGGAUCAACCAUAGCUGCCAGUAACUCCAGUAACAACCAGAAACAGCUGAGCUUAGUGGGACAGGCCCUGUUUUAUUAUAACAACGUUUAAUUCUUACUAAAGUGUUAAAUUAAUAUUUAAAAUGCCAGUGAACUGCAGCUACAGAACAUAAACAAUCAGCCUCAAGUCUUAUUUUUACAUUAUAAUAAUUGUAACAUAAUUGUAACAUGAACUUAAUCAGGAUUGUUUCUUAUUUCAUGGAAUCGUUGUCUUGUUAAUUCCAAACAUCUGCUUCAUUAAAGAUGAAACUGAGA